Centrocercus urophasianus (Greater sage-grouse) is the source of this 1404-nucleotide messenger RNA. RefSeq names its product adrenoceptor alpha 1A (gene ADRA1A). Gene Ontology annotation, cellular component: membrane. Lineage: Eukaryota; Metazoa; Chordata; Aves; Galliformes; Phasianidae. Gene Ontology annotation, molecular function: alpha1-adrenergic receptor activity. Gene Ontology annotation, biological process: phospholipase C-activating G protein-coupled receptor signaling pathway; positive regulation of cytosolic calcium ion concentration; regulation of vasoconstriction. The record is from RefSeq and is a predicted model, not a curated record. Bases 1 to 1404 code for a protein of 467 amino acids. The transcript has 2 exons.
AUGGUUUUCCUCUCUGGGAACUCAUCCGACUGUUCCAACUGCACCCACUCUGCAGGGCCCGUGAACAUUUCCAAGGCCAUUUUGCUAGGCGUUAUUCUAGGGGGGCUGAUCAUUUUUGGGGUUUUGGGUAACAUUCUGGUUAUCCUCUCUGUAGCCUGCCACAGGCAUCUUCAGAGUGUCACCCACUACUAUAUAAUUAAUCUUGCUGUAGCUGACCUCCUCUUGACAUCCACUGUCCUGCCCUUCUCUGCUACUAUGGAGAUUUUGGGCUACUGGGCCUUCGGGAGGAUUUUCUGUAACAUCUGGGCAGCUGUUGAUGUCCUUUGCUGCACUGCUUCCAUUAUGAGCCUCUGCAUCAUCUCGAUAGACAGAUACAUCGGGGUGAGCUACCCACUGCGAUACCCCAGCAUAGUGACAGAGAAGAGAGGCCUCCUGGCUCUGCUGUGCGUGUGGGCGCUGUCUCUGGUCAUCUCCAUUGGACCUCUUUUUGGAUGGAAGGAACCAGCACCCGAAGACGAGACCAUCUGCCAGAUCACCGAAGAGCCCGGCUACGUGCUGUUCUCCGCGCUGGGCUCCUUCUACCUCCCGCUGACCAUCAUCCUGGUGAUGUACUGCCGAGUGUAUGUCGUGGCCAAAAGGGAAAACAAAGGUUUGAGGUCAGGGUUGAAGAUGGAGAAAUCUCGUUCUGAAGCAGUGACCCUACGGAUCCACCGCAAAAACGCCUCCGAAACGAGCGGGGCCACGGCCAGUUCUAAGAGCAAGCAUCACUUCUCAGUGCGUCUCCUCAAGUUCUCCAGAGAAAAGAAAGCGGCCAAGACCCUGGGAAUUGUAGUGGGAUGCUUUGUUCUGUGCUGGCUUCCAUUUUUUGUAGUCAUGCCUCUUGGUUCUUUCUUUCCUACAAUCAAACCCCCGGACACACUUUUUAAAAUAACAUUUUGGCUUGGAUAUUUAAACAGCUGCAUCAACCCCAUCAUCUAUCCAUGCUCCAGUCAAGAGUUUAAGAAAGCGUUCCAAAAUGUCCUGAGAGCGCAGUGCCUCCCAAGAAAGCAUGCAGCGAAAAAGCAACCCCCAAGCUUCAACCUCAAUCACCCCAACAGCCAAAGCAUGGGAGGUGGCAGAGGAGUGGUCCGCAUCCCCGUCGGCUCGGGAGAAACCUUCUAUAAGAUUUCCAAAGCCGAUGGGGUCUGUGAAUGGAAGAUUUUCUCCGCCGCGCAAAGCGUGCCGACGAAAAAUGCGAUUCCUAAGGACAAGUCCAGCUGCACUGCUGCCAAAGUGAAAAGCAAAGGCUUCCUCCAGGAGUGCUGCUGUGCGGGCACUGCAGGGAACGCGGUGCAUGAAAACUGCAAAGUGCCAACCAUUAAAAUACACACCAUGACCCUCAGUGAGAGCGGGGAGGAUGUCUAA